AUGGAAGCUUCGAGAUCAUUUUUUAGUAAACUUUUAAAAUUAAACUCAAUUUAAGGAAAUAACUAUUUUCCGUCUAAUAGUAAAAUAUGGUACUUAGAUUGCUCAGGUGUUUAAAUACCUACUUCUGCUGUAUCCUAAGGUAUUCCUAAUUCUGAUUUACAUAUUUAUAUUAUAGCUUAAAAUACUCCGUAAAGUAGACAUUUAGCAAGCGCUUAGAUUUGUGGUUACAAUGAUUAAUACAUGAGACCUUCUUUUGGUAGAAUUUUAUUUAAUUUGGCUAAAGUUGGUUAAUAAUAAAGCCAUGAAUAAUUUUAGAGUGAUCUAGAAACUACUAUCCAUGAGAUUUUACAUAUCCUAGGUUUUAAUGGAUUCCAAAUGUAAUUUUGGAUAAAUCCUAAGACAGGCUAAUAUUAUGGAAAAAGUGGAGUAAAUUAAAUAAUAAAAGUAGUAACCUUUAGAGGUCUACCAACAAAAAUAGUUUAAACAAAAAACAUUGUUUUAACUGCUAGGAAAUAUUUUGAUUGUCCUGUUAUGGAAGGUAUGUAACUUGAAAACCAAGGAGAAGAUGGCUCUUUAGGUUCGCAUUGGGAAUAACUACUUGUCUAAAAUGAAAUCAUGAUUUCAAGUCGAGUAAAUUCAGGUACUUAAUUAUCAAUUUUUACUGUUGCUUUAUUAAGAGAUACUGGUUAUUAUACUGAAGUAGAUGAAAACAUGUCAUAAAAACUUUAUUGGGGUAGAGGAAAAGGAUGCUCAUUUGUAAUUGAUGGAUGCUACAGUAAACAAAAAAGCUUUAGUGAGUUCCCAAAAUAAAAAGGAAUUUAAUGUUCUUUCGAAAAUGAUGGAUAUGGAGAACCUUCUGCUACUCCUUACACAGAUAGAUGUUAAAUUAAAAUAGAUGCUUUACUUCUACAAGCUCUAAUGGAGUUGAAGUAAUUCAAGAUAGUUAAAGAAGAUGUCAUAUUUUUUAAUGCUCUCCAGAUAUGA
Molecule: messenger RNA, 984 nt
Organism: Ichthyophthirius multifiliis
Lineage: Eukaryota; Ciliophora; Oligohymenophorea; Hymenostomatida
Product: leishmanolysin family protein, putative
Exons: 2
Biological process (GO): proteolysis; cell adhesion
Cellular component (GO): membrane; cytoplasm
Molecular function (GO): metalloendopeptidase activity
Source: RefSeq, a predicted model, not a curated record